Vigna umbellata (rice bean) is the source of this 1624-nucleotide messenger RNA. Its product is annotated as beta-1,4-N-acetylglucosaminyltransferase family protein. NCBI's taxonomy places the organism in Eukaryota, Viridiplantae, Streptophyta, Magnoliopsida, Fabales, Fabaceae. Gene Ontology annotation, biological process: N-acetylglucosamine metabolic process. Gene Ontology annotation, cellular component: membrane. The record is from RefSeq and is a predicted model, not a curated record. Gene Ontology annotation, molecular function: beta-1,4-mannosylglycoprotein 4-beta-N-acetylglucosaminyltransferase activity.
UUGGGGAGACUCAGAGUCACACAAAAACAACAUACUUCAGCCACGAAGGCCUCAAACAUUGUAUUCUACUCUGCAGAUUCUGCUUUUUGUUGUUCUUCUUCUUAUUUUUCUUUUUUAAUUAACCAUGUCUGAAGGCUAUUACAAUUCCAAGAAGAGUGAUGACAUAUGUGGGGAUGUUUGUAGCCAGCAGGGAACUCGUGCUGCAUUGGGCAUGUCAAGGCUUCGUUGUAUUUUGCGAGGGUUGGAUUUCAAGACCUGCAUGUUUCUGUUUGUGAUUGUUCCAAUGGGAAUCUUCUGUGUGUAUUUUCAUGGGUUGAAAAUCUCGUAUUUUCUGAGACCCCUUUGGGAGUCUCCUCCAAAGUCCUUCCAUGAAAUCCCUCACUAUUAUCAUGAGAAUGUGUCGAUGGAGACUUUGUGCAGGCUUCAUGGUUGGGGAAUUCGUGAAUCACCCAGACGAGUCUUUGACGCUGUUUUGUUUAGCAAUGAAGUUGACAUCCUCACCAUUCGCUGGAAAGAAAUGUAUCCAUUUGUGACACAUUAUGUCAUCCUGGAAUCAAACUCAACUUUUACAGGAAUUCCCAAACCUUUGAUUUUCGAAAACAACAGGGACAAGUUUAGGUUUGUUGAUUCUCGGUUGACAUAUGGGGUGGUUGGAGGAAGAUUUAUGAAAGGUGAGAAUCCUUUUGUUGAAGAGGCGUACCAAAGAGUGGCCUUGGACAGGCUUCUGAGGAUAGCAGGAAUAGAAGAUGACGAUCUCUUGAUAAUGUCUGAUGUUGAUGAGAUUCCCAGUGCUCACACAAUUAACCUCUUGAGGUGGUGCAAUGAUAUCCCUUCUAUUCUUCAUCUUCAAAUGAGGAACUACUUGUACUCUUUUGAGUUCUUUCUUGACAACCAAAGUUGGAGAGCAUCGAUUCACAGAUACAGAACUGGCAAGACAUGUUAUGCGCACUAUAGGCAGGCGGAUGUGUUGCUAUCAGAUGCUGGCUGGCAUUGUAGCUUCUGUUUUCGCCGAAUAAGUGAAUUCGUGUUCAAGAUGAAAGCUUACAGCCACAAUGAUCGGGUGAGGUUCGCUCAUUACUUGAACCGUGACAGGAUUCAGGAUGUCAUAUGCAAAGGGACUGAUCUGUUUGACAUGCUCCCUGAAGAGUAUACAUUUAAGGAGAUUAUUGGGAAGAUGGGGCCUAUUCCCCAUUCUUAUUCAGCAGUUCAUCUUCCAUCAUAUCUGUUGAAUAAUGCAGAGAAGUACAAGUUCUUGUUGCCUGGUAACUGCAGAAGAGAAAGUGGCUGAACAUAUGUCAGAAAACAAAAUCUGCUGAUAUUUGUGUGAUGUGUAUAACACCAAAAGUUGCAGUGUUGAAUGACUCAACUUUUGUGUGUUCAUUAUACAAGGCACUUUUAUGCCAAGCAAAUGCAGGCCUUUCUUUGGAGGGGCAUUUGGAAAAACCUGUUGGGGUCUUAGAAUUUGAGAUAGAAAUUCUCAAGUGAGGAGGUUGUUGUGAGGGAAAUAGUGUUACAUCUUCUGGCAAGCUUUUGUAGCUUAUCUUAGGAUAUGUGUAAACCCCAUUUGUUUAAUAUAGUAGAAAGACAUUCCCAAUCUUUUCUGAUGGGAAUUUUGAAUUUCUUA